UAACUUACUUUGGUCCUCACUCUUCUCCAACACCCUCAUUUCACAAUAACCCCAUAGUUGUCUCCCUCCUCAACUCUAUAUCAAACCCUCAAUCUCUUUGUAUUUCAAUCUCACUUCAACACCCCUGUUUUCCCCUGCUUUCUACACCAAAACCCAGCAUACAUAGACUGAUAGACAUGUCUGAUUUCCAGUUCAAAAAGGGCGCAAAAGUCGAAAUCAGCAUAGAUGAAGAUGGUUUUCGUGGGGCAUGGUUCUGUGGAACAGUGGUUAAAGCACCAGCAAAAAAUGACAAGAAAGUGUUGAUUGAAUAUGAGACAUUGUUGGCAGAUGAUGAAUCAACCCCUCUAAAAGAGAAGGUCGAUUUGGUACAGAUUAGACCAACUGCACCAAGGGAAAUCAAUAGGGUUUUUAAAUUGGAUGAAGAAGUUGAUGUUUCCUAUAAUGAUGGGUGGUGGGAAGGUGUGAUCACUCAAGUUCUUCAAGAUAAUCAAUACUCUGUGUAUUUUAGACCUACAAGAGACCAACAUGAGUUCAAGGACUCAGAUUUGCGGCUCCAUAGAGAGUGGGUUCAUGGAAAUUGGGUACCUCCAUUGGAAGAUGAGGCAGUGCGGCCAACAGAAGAGAAGAUUCACGAGGAGAAAGAAGAGAAGACUUUCAUCAAAGGAAGCUUAAUUGAAGUAAGCAGUGAUGAAGAUGGAUUCGAGGGUGCUUGGUUCGCCGCAUCUGUUGUUGAGGUGAUUGGUAAGAACAAAUUCCUUGUAGAAUACAGGGAUCUAAAAACAGAUGAUGAUAAAGAGUUUGUGAGAGAAGAGGUUGAUGCCCUGCAUAUCAGGCCAUGUCCUCCAAAAGCUGGAAAAGUUGACAAUUUCAAGGAGUUUGAAGAAGUUGAUGCCCUUUAUAAUGAUGGGUGGUGGGUGGGAAUAAUUUCCAAAGUCCUUGAUCACUCAAAAUAUCUAGUUUUCUUCAAGACCACGGACGAGGAACUGGAGUUUAAGGGUGACGAACUGAGGGUUCAUCAAGAUUGGAUUGAUGGGAAAUGGGUUAUGGUUUCUAAGGCCCUGGACUUAUCAGGUUGAAGAGACUGGUCUACCUCGAGAGUGUGCUGAACUGAUCCAUGAGUAAGUAACCGUUGUAUUUAUAAUCUGAAAUAUUAUUUUGUUCAUAGUCAUUUCAAGGCCAUGCACGGAAUGAACAUGAAGUUCUAUUAUAGAUUUGACAUCUCACUUUUGCCGAUUUGCUGGAGGUUAAUUAGUAAAAUGGCUCCUCACUUAAUAUGAUCUCUGUUGUAAUGUCUGUAGGGGUUCGGGUCUGAUGGCCCGAAUUGUAAUGGUUGUAAUGUAGACUAUCUGUUAGCUGUGGCAUCUUCUUCCCUAGCUGAUAUUUUUGUGUAUAUUUUCGACUUUUUCAUUAAUUGAAAAUCCCAUGUAACUAAGUUGCAUUCAUUUCUCUGUUGUAAAAUCUGAAUAACAGAUUAUUGAUUUUGUCUUA
Spinacia oleracea (spinach) is the source of this 1488-nucleotide messenger RNA. Its product is annotated as protein AGENET DOMAIN (AGD)-CONTAINING P1. The coding region runs from base 177 to 1076 and encodes 299 amino acids. The transcript is spliced from 3 exons. The record is from RefSeq and is a predicted model, not a curated record. NCBI's taxonomy places the organism in Eukaryota, Viridiplantae, Streptophyta, Magnoliopsida, Caryophyllales, Amaranthaceae.